UCUACGCGCAAAACAUGUCAAUAUAGGCGUACUGGAUCCGAAACAAUCAACGCGUACAGCAAAACGUUUCAAUGUUAGCGCAGCAUCAGUUUCAACUCAGAAUAAUCCUCAAAUUUCAGCUAUUUUAUUAAAACAAUCCAUCAUGUAUCAAUUUGCAAAAAAUUUAAAUCGAGCAGAUUAUGAACAAAUUGUUCAAUUUGCACUUACAGAUUAUUCAAAUCAUGUGAAAGGUUACAUUCCACGUCCACGUAUGAUAUUUGAUGAAAUGGUCGAUACUCUUGUUGAGUUUGCUAUA
Schistosoma turkestanicum is the source of this 295-nucleotide messenger RNA. The record is from the annotation of a GenBank genome assembly. Lineage: Eukaryota; Metazoa; Platyhelminthes; Trematoda; Strigeidida; Schistosomatidae.